AUGAAAUCGUUAAAUGAUAUUGAUAUAAACAAAACAGAAGAAGAUAAUGAUGACGAUUAUAUAUCAAAAUACAUAAAUGAUAAAAUAAAAAAUAUUGAGGAUGUAGAAAUGAGCAUUGAUAUAAUGAGGAAAGAAAUAUAUGAUCUUGAUAGAGUUAUGGAAGAAAAAAUUGAGAACCAUGUUUUAAAAAGAAAUGAAUAUGAAUCAAAAUUUGAAAAUAUAAAAAAAAAAAUGAAAAAUAUUAAUAAUUUAGUGGAAAAUGUAGAUAAAGAAGCAGAAAAAGGAGCAAAAAUAUUAUCUAAUUUAUGUUGUGAUAUCAAAAGGCUAGAUAUAGGUAAACAAAAUGUUACACAAGUCAUUUUAAUUUUUAAAAGAAUUGCUAUAAUCAUUACAUCUGUAAUUCAAUUAAAAAAAAAAGCUAGAAAACGAGAAUAUAAAAAAUGUAUGUAUUUAGUAUAUAUCAUAAAAAAUAUGUUUUUAUAUAUUAACAAUUUAAAAAAUACAAAUUCAGAAAAUAUUAGCAAUAAUAUAAAUACUCUAUACAACGAUAUAAAUAUUUUAUUUGAAGAAUUGAAACAACAAAUUGUUGAAGAUAUUAAUUUAAUAUAUGAUCCGGAUGUUCAUAUAGAAAAAAAUAUAAUAUAUUUAAAUGAUAAUAAUUUUGAAAUUAAAGACAAAGAAAAAGGAAAAGAAAACGAUUCCAAAAUAUCUAUUAACUUAUUUGAUGCAUGUAACUGUUUAUAUCAAUUACAUCCAAAUUAUAUAAAUAAUGUAGUAAACAAAUUUGUUAAUUUUUUUUUAGAAAAAUAUAUCUUAAUUUUUGAGAAUAAUAAUAAUAACACAUUUGAAACUAUUGAUAGACGAAUAGCUUGGUUAAAACGUGCAUUAAAUAAUUAUAAAAAUACAUAUAUUUAUAUUUUUCCUGAUUAUUAUAAUAUCCAAUUUUAUUUUGUAUCCAAAUUUUGUUUUAUAACAAAAAAACAUAUUAUUAAGAUGAUUUCAUAUUCUAUGGAAGAAAUGAAUUCAGUUUCUUUAAUUCAAACAGUUAUUAAAUUUAUUAAUUUUGAAAAUUAUUUAAUUAAAAAUAUAUUUUUUAUUUCUCCUCCUGAUCAUCUAUCUUUAGACAAUUUCGAUUUUAUAGAAUCACCAUUUCCUGAAAUUAUUUAUCAGAUUUUAUCACAAAAAAAAGCAAGCACAAAACUUGACAGCCAAGCAUGUGGCAACAAACAGAUAGAUGAUACCAACCAAAUGAAUAAUUUAAAUGAAAAUGUAAAAGUUGACCCAAAACUAAUACCACACAAUAAUUCUCCAAAAAAAACUCAUAUUUCCAGUAUAGGCACAAAAGAAAUGGAUAUACAGGGCGGCGUGGAUAAUUCGGCCAAAUUUAAAAAUGGCGAAAAGAGUGGCGAAAAGAAUGGGAAAGGUGGUAGUGAUUGUGGUAGCGAUUGUGGUAGUGGGGGGCACACGUUUAAGCGAAUAAUCUCGUGCGUAUUCGACAGCUACUUGAGCAGCUGGCUAAAAUGCGAAGAAAGUAAAAUAUUAGCCAAAUAUGAAAAUAUAAUAAACGAAGAAAAUAACGAAAUAAACAGAAAUAGUAAAAAAGAGGACGAUAAAAUUAUUCUAGAACAGUUUGAAAAAAAUGAAUAUAAUAAGAUUCAAAAUUUUAUAAAUUUUAUAAAUUUUAUAAAUUUGGAUAAAUGUGAUAAUGAUGAUGAUAAUAAAUCGGUUAAUCCAAACGUAUCAGAAAAUAAGUUUGAAAAUAAUUUUGAAAACAUUUUAGAAGGAAAAAAUAAUAUAUAUAAAUCUGCAUACAAAAUAUUUUAUAUAUAUAAAAGCUACAUAAAUAUGAUAUCUCAAUUUACAAAUUGUAAAACAUUAUUUGAUUUUUUUAUAUUUUUUAAAAGAUUAUUAACAAAAUAUAGUGAAGAAUUAAACAAUAGAAUUAUAGAAAAAAUUGUUUUAAAAAAUAAAAUUAAUAAUUUAUUUCUAAAUUCUAAAAUUAUUAACACAUGUUAUUAUAUUGAGCAAACUAUGGGAGAAGCUUAUGAAAAUAUGAUCAACAUUAUAAGUCCACUUUUUGUUAAAAAAAUUCAUUUCAAAGAAGAAGAAAAAUUAUUUUUAAAUAUAAAAACAAAAUCUAUAAAAAUUAUUAUAUCUUUUAUUAAUGAUCAAAUCUAUCAAAUUAUCAAAACUAAUUUAAUUAACAUUUAUGAUAUUAGACAAUUACAAAAAAUAUCUCCUUAUAUUAUAAAUUUAAAAAAUUUUUUAUAUAAAUAUUUUUUUUUUUUUAGUCAUAUUUUAAAUGAAACAUAUUUAAUUUAUUUGUUAGAGAAAACUGCAUCAUUAAUAAUUGAUCAUUUUUUUCAAAAUAUAUUUUCUUUUAAUUUUAUGACAAAUAUCACAGCUCAACAGUUACUAUUAGAUUGUAAUGCAAUAGAAAAUAUAUUAUAUAAAAUUCCUAACGUUUUAACAAAAUUUGAAAAUUUGAAAAUAAAUAAUGAACAAAUUAAUUAUAAUAUAAUUGAAGAAUUACAAUCUACAAACUUUACUGAAAAUGAUAAUAACCAAUCAUUAAUUCCUAAAACUUACUAUAAUUAUAUCAAACAAAAAAUUAAUAAAAUCAAAUUUUUAAUUCAAAUAUUUAUUUCUAACACUUUAGAUAUCAAUUCAUUUAAUACACUACUUGCUCAAAAUAAUAAUAUAUGUACAAUACAUGAAAUUGAAAAAAUACUAUCUUUAAAAGAUGAUAAAUAUAUCCACACACAACCAAACAUAUAUCAUAGUAAUAACAAAUACAUCGAUCAUUUUAAAAAGAGAGAGAUUAAUUCUGCUAAGGAAAUUAAAUCCCUUUUUAACAAACUUCCCCCCAAAGCGGCGAAUAAGGAAGUGGCGAAUAGCCGAAGUAGCGAAUAA
Messenger RNA from Plasmodium yoelii, 2913 nucleotides. RefSeq names its product vacuolar protein sorting-associated protein 53, putative. The record is from RefSeq and is a predicted model, not a curated record. Bases 1 to 2913 code for a protein of 970 amino acids. Gene Ontology annotation, biological process: retrograde transport, endosome to Golgi. Lineage: Eukaryota; Apicomplexa; Aconoidasida; Haemosporida; Plasmodiidae. Gene Ontology annotation, cellular component: GARP complex. The transcript has a single exon.